AGCAGGAGGCAGCUCAUACAAUGCCUCUGAAGGAGCUGUUGCUUCCGUAAUUGCCAGUGGCCUCUACUCAGCUCAGUGGAAACCUUGUGCCUGCAGAGAGAGCACCUCAAGUUCUGCUUCCUGGGGCCUGAGSUACUGCCCUCCUUUUCAAGGCUGCAGCACCAACAUGGAUUUUCUCAUCAUCUGUCCCUUUCUGCUGUCACUGCUGCUAUCCCAGGGCAGUUUCACAGAGCUGGAGAAACAGCGAGUAGACUCUGGCUUGGAAAUCUAUAAGAAGCUGUUUGAGGUGAAGCGCAAGGACCAGAUGAACGCUUUGAAGAACUUGAUUGAGCUCAAUGACAUCAACCAGCAGUAYAAAAUCAUUGACAUCAUGCUCAAGGGACUCUUCAAAGUGCUGGAGGACUCUCGUGCUGUGCUCAUCGCCGCCGACGUGCCUCCUGAUGGGCCCUUCCCUCAGGACGAGAAGAUAAAGGAUGCAUACUCCCACGUGGUGGAGAACACUGCCUUCUUUGGGGAUGUCGUCCUGCGCUUCCCCAAGAUUGUGCACCACUACUUCGACCGCAACUCCAACUGGAACAGCCUCAUCCGCUGGGGCAUCGGCUUCUGCAACCUGACGGGUGUGUUCGAGCARGGACCCCACUCCCAGGUCCUGCGGCUGAUGGCUCAGGAGCUGGGAAUAAGUGAGAAAUCGCCCGAUUACCGCAAUCCCUUUAAAACGGACCAGUCAGAGUUUUUCCCCAGUACUGACACMUUUCAGAAGGCGCUGAGGGAUGAGGAGAAGAGAAGGAAGAAGGAGGAGAAGCGGAAGGAGAUCCGCAAGGGCCCACGCAUCUCCCGCUCACAGUCGGAGCUGUAGCAUGCAGGGACUUGUGCCUUGCAGUGGGGGUGACACCACUGGGACAGAGUGGCUUGCUCCCUUCUCAUCAGCCUUGGGCUAGUGCCUGGCAGUUCCCUUUCCAUUUGUGCCGUGGGUUUUGUUUUGUUGCCUUUCCUAUUCAUUCAGUGGAGGUUGGUGGUGGUGCUGGUGGGUUGCCCCAGUCGGGCUAAAGUGGGAUAUCCCUUCCCCAGAGGUAAAGCACAGAUAGGAAAGCGGUGGGGCCAAACCCCGGUCAGAGUGUUGCUGCCGAUGGGUAAGUAGGGUGUGAGGGACACGCCCCUUGCUGAGGCCAGGGAUCCCUCCUCCCGCAGCACGCCCCACGCUGAACGUGCCUCCUCCGACAUGGGUGGGCUGGCGAGUGCAUCGCACCAAACAGCCUCAUGAGCAAUGCUGCUUCUCAGUUUUGGUUUUCGUUUUGUUAAACGGAUGAUCUCAUUGGCACCCCCACUGGGUUUUACCUGGUCUCUGCACAGCUGCUACCUCUGCCAGAUCAGCCCUCCCCUUUCCCCAGCGGCUGUUUCACCGAGCCACACGCGUUUCAUGGUCCAGAAGUAGCUGAAAAUGCCGAUGGCAGCUGUUCCUGGCCAACAGCAUCCCAUGGCCACCGCAGGGCAUUCCCGCAGAGAGGCAAACAGUCAAUUAUUGGACAGGCUGCGGUACGUGGCCUCCUUGCAGCCAGUGGGUGGCUGUAGUGCAGGCAGUGGGGAUGCUGAAGAUGCUGGAGAACCARCCCAUAGCCACUGAGAGCCUCUCCUGCACCCCAUGCCCCGUCCCUCCUCUUGGGGCUCGUACUCUCUAAAUGAGUCCUCAAAGUCCCUUGUCGGAGGCACAGCCAGACGAGGAAGAGCAUGUGGAGAUAGCUGGUCCGAAGCAGGGAGGGAGCCGCCUCAGGGGCUGCGACCCUCCACCGGGUGUCUGGGCUGCGGUGGCGGCACAAGCCGCAGGACCCGCCACACACACGCUGUGAUUCUCACCGACGCUGAUGGCCUCGCACCAGAGCCGGCCCUUGCACAGGGCCCGUCCCCAAAGAGCGGGUGCCCCGUGCCGGGCUGGCGGCAUCACAGCCUUGGAGGAAAGGGAAACCUCCCCAAUUUUUUAACAGCAGAGCCAAGUCCCUCCAGUGGGGGGAGGGCGUUGCAAUGGGCGCAUUUGUUUCUUCUUGAAUAAAAUUGACUUUUUUUUUUU
Molecule: messenger RNA, 2062 nt
Organism: Malurus melanocephalus (red-backed fairy wren)
Lineage: Eukaryota; Metazoa; Chordata; Aves; Passeriformes; Maluridae
Gene: CCDC134
Product: coiled-coil domain containing 134
Exons: 7
Coding region: 167-856 (229 amino acids)
Source: RefSeq, a predicted model, not a curated record